Molecule: messenger RNA, 3437 nt
Organism: Cottoperca gobio
Lineage: Eukaryota; Metazoa; Chordata; Actinopteri; Perciformes; Bovichtidae
Product: sorting nexin-9-like
Biological process (GO): mitotic cytokinesis; endocytosis; cleavage furrow formation
Cellular component (GO): cytoplasmic vesicle; plasma membrane
Molecular function (GO): phosphatidylinositol binding; protein binding
Source: RefSeq, a predicted model, not a curated record
CGAGGAAUCACCGUUUUGUCUUCGCUUUUAGUUAGAAAGCAGCGGGGGGAAAUGUCCAGCUGAGGAUUGGAAAUCCUGAAAACCGCAGGGCCUGCUUUUGUAAUGAUUGAUCAAUGCUUCGACAAUGGCGCUAAAGGUACAAGUUUUAUAUGACUUCACUGCUGAGGUUGGAAACAACGAGUUGUCGGUGAAAGAAGGCGAGACACUUACUAUCACUAAUCAGAGUAUUGGAGGCGGCUGGAUUGAAGCGCAGAACUCCAGAGGGGAGGUUGGACUGGUGCCAGAAGACUACAUCGAGUUGGGUAAGCCGGUACCAUCGUUCCCAGUAGCAGGAACUGCAGCACUAACUCCGAAUGUUGCAACUCAAGACCUGUCCAUCUUUGAUUCCUACGCUCCCGCAGCAGCACCUGCAAAUAACCAGGUGGAUGCUGGGGGCUUAAGUCCCCAGCCGGACACCCCUGACACCCCAGUUUCCCCCUACCUUCCGUCCCCCGAUGAGGCUAGUAACGGUAAUGAUCCCUGGUCUGUGUGGAACGCGGACCCCUCGGGGGGCUCCAACAAUAACUGGGCGUCCAACCCAGAGGGCACGCAGACUGGGAAGGCUCCAGCUGAACCCUGGGGCCCCAUAUCACAGGGCCACCCUCAGGCUUACCAGGGCCCAGACAUCUACCCGUAUCCUUACCUUAUCGAUUACAAAGGAGCGGAGGAUGAUGAGUGGGAUGAUGAGUGGGAUGACAUAAAGUCCACAGGAGGUUACGCCGAGUCAGAAUCUGGAGACGGCGGAGCAAUGCAGAGAGGUGGAGCUCAUGGGUCUUCGAUGAAAAUCUCCCUCAACAAGUUUCCUGGGUUCUCCAAGAACGGUCCAGAGCUCUACCUCCUGUGCAAGCAGCUCGCUAAGGGCAAAGAGAAGCUGCCAAUCUAUGUUGGAGAAGUUGGUCCGGUGUGGUCUUAUCCAGAAAGUCAGCUGGACUGUGUGGUGGCUGAUCCCAAAAAAGGCUCAAAGUUGUACGGCCUCAAGAGCUACAUCGAGUACCAAAUCACACCCAACACCACAAACCGACCUGUCAAUCACAGAUACAAACACUUCGAUUGGCUGUAUGAGAGGCUGCUGGACAAAUUUGGGUCAGCCAUCCCCAUCCCGUCUUUACCAGACAAGCAGGUGACGGGGAGAUUUGAGGAAGAAUUCAUCAAGAUGCGUAUGGAGAGGUUGCAGGGCUGGAUGACCAGGAUGUGCAGGCACCCGGUUGUUUCCUGCAGUGAUGUUUUCCAGAUUUUCCUCACCUACAAGGAUGAGAAGGACUGGAAGAUGGGGAAGAGAAAAGCAGAGAAAGACGAGACGGUGGGAGUGAUGAUCUUCUCCACGAUAGAGCCUGAAGCUGGGGACCUGGAUUCUGUGGAAGUGGAGCAGAAGUGUGAGCAGUUCAGCCGGUUCACCAAAGCCAUGGAUGACGGGGUAAAGGAAAUCCUCACAGUGGGCAACGAGCACUGGAAGAGAUGUACAGGCCCUUUGCCGAAAGAGUACCAGAGAAUCGGCAAAGCCUUCCAAAACCUCUCCUCCGUGUUCACCAGCAGUGGAUACCAAGGCGAGUCGACCCUGACUGAUGCCAUGACGGCAGCAGGCAAGACGUAUGAGGAGAUCGCUCAGAUGGUAGCAGAGCAGCCCAAGAAAGACCUCCACUUCGUCAUGGAGACCAACAAUGAAUAUAAGGGUCUUCUUGGAUGCUUCCCGGACACCAUCGGAGUCCAUAAGGCCGCCAUAGAUAAAGUGAAGGAGGCCGACAAGCUGGUGGCCACCAGUAAAAUCACCCCUCAGGAGAAAGUCACCAUGGCUAAACGAGUCAGCAUCAUGUCGUACGGAUUACAAGCCGAGAUGAACCACUUCCAUAGCAACCGCAUCUAUGACUACAACAGGGUCAUGCAGUUGUACUUGGAAGAGCAAGUGAAGUUUUACGAGACGAUUGCAGCAAAGCUGAGACAAGCGCACAGUCAGUUCACUACAAUGUGAAAGCCUUCAGUCUCGCACUACAAGACGAGUUAAAGCAGCUCAACAUCCAAAAUAUUCUUGCUUACACUGCAUUCUUCUCCCUCCCUUUAAUUUAAAUUUCACUUCUCUCUUUCUCUCGCUCUUACCUCAUCUCUUCCUUUACUGCUCAGGGUGCUGCAUUCGUGCGGUGCCCUCAGAACUUUAUGAACAGUUGAUGAGCAUGUGCAGCCUCUGAAAGGGCUUUGACACUUUUUUUACGGCCAGCAAUGAUAGCAGAACAAGCCGCACUUGAGACACACACACACACACACACACACACACACACACACACACACACACACACACACACACACACACACACACACACACACACAGUUUCCUCUGUACAAGGUCCGCAGCUUCUGACACGGGGAAGUAAACCCAUGAAUUGCUGCUUUGCAUUGACUUUCCCUAAGUCAUAGCUUUGUACAGCUAUAGGUGCCAACAUGUCUGCUCACAUUAUAUCUACUGAUUUUAAAGCAAUACUAUUUUCUACACGUUGUCUGCACAGUGAUGUCGUGACACCAAAGCCAUCCUCCUCUCUGUCAGAAGAGACGGCAGGGGGGUGGGUUUUCUGAAUGCAGCAUUGCUAACAAAUCAGAGCUUUACUGCCGAUGUUUUAUAAUUGUUUUGCCUCUUAGUACCGUUAACAUUUGAGGGAGUCCUAACAUCUCGUGUAAAAGCAGUGGAGCAUUCUCUUUUUAUGAAUCCAAGUCUUGGAAGAGUUGUCAAAGCCCGAGUGUGUGUCCUCUGUAUGUCCACUGCUAGCACUCCCCUUGCCCCCCUCUCACCCUGCACUUCCUCAAAAGCUAACAGGAAGCUCCACCCCCUUCCCUUCUUGUCCACGUGCCUUGCCCCUUUUUGAGGAAAAUGGAAAUGGUUGACUUAGACCCCAGCCGGCGUACCAUGACACUGCAGUUUACAUUUCAGGAAAGACGACAACAUGUGGGAUAAUGAUACUCAAGUUGGGGUUCAUCAUUUAAAGUGUUGGACUUUAAAGCCAAAAGUCUUUAAGAAUUAUUACCUCCCGUCUUUCUCCCGUUGUCCUGAAGAAUAUUUGUCCUAUUUUUUCUUUUUGACUGGAUAACGGUGUUUUAUAUGAAGGUGUAACGGCAACGUUAGCUGUAAGAAUCUGUACUAUAAAUAAAGUUUGGGACGGAGCCAUGGAUUAUGUCAUGUAUGCAGUUUUUUGCUUUUGCUUUUCACCACCCAAGUUUCAAUCAGUCUCUAAUAUUGUUCACGCUUUGUUUUCUUAUCACUUGAUACAUGAAAAUAUAUACAUAUAUUCUAUCUGACCUAUCAGGUGCUUGUUGUCUUUGAGAAACUAUUUUAUGUAUAGGAGUAUUUGCAAUACUGUGUAACUCAAAGAGGAGCAAAAAUUCAGUUUGAUUUAUUAAACAAUGAUUUGUACUCA